Molecule: messenger RNA, 3358 nt
Organism: Conger conger (European conger)
Lineage: Eukaryota; Metazoa; Chordata; Actinopteri; Anguilliformes; Congridae
Product: abl interactor 1-like
Exons: 12
Coding region: 150-1733 (527 amino acids)
Cellular component (GO): intracellular anatomical structure; lamellipodium
Molecular function (GO): SH3 domain binding
Source: RefSeq, a predicted model, not a curated record
UUUUUUUUUGUAUGUCUGCUGGUGAAAGGUCGCUGUGGUGAAAUCGAGGCCAGGAAUCCCACAAUACUAGGCGAAGGAGCUCCUUUUCGGGGCUGAGCUUGUGGUUUUAAUCAAAGGGAAGGCGAAGAAGCGAUGCAGAGACAUGUAAGAUGGCAGAGUUACAAAUGUUGUUAGAAGAGGAAAUUCCAGCCGGCAAAAGAGCCCUCGUAGAAAGCUACCAGAACCUCACCAGGGUUGCGGACUAUUGUGAAAGCAAUUAUGUCCAGGCCCAAGACAAGCGGAAAGCUCUGGAGGAGACCAAAGCCUACACCACCCAGUCUCUGGCUAGCGUGGCCUACCAGAUCAAUGCCUUAGCCAACAACGUGCUACAGCUGCUGGACAUCCAGGCCUCCCAGCUGAGAAGAAUGGAGUCGUCCAUCAACCACAUCUCCCAGACUGUGGACAUCCACAAGGAGAAGGUCGCCAGGCGGGAGAUUGGAAUUCUGACGACGAACAAGAACACGGCGAGGACCCAUAAAAUCAUCGCCCCCGCCAACAUGGAGAGACCUGUGAGGUACAUUCGGAAGCCCAUAGACUACGCGGUGCUGGAUGACGUGGGCCAUGGAGUCAAGUGGCUGAAAGCAAAGCAGGGGAACAGCCAGCCGGCCAGAGGAGGGACACUAUCGAGAACCAAUCCACCCACGCAGAAGCCCCCCAGCCCACCCAUGCCAGGGCGUGGCACUCUCGGACGCAACACACCCUACAAAACCCUGGAACCUGUUAAGCCUCCUGUGGUGCCCAAUGACUACAUGACCAGCCCCGCCCGCCUGGGCAGCCAGCACAGCCCUGGGCGCACAGCCUCCCUCAACCAGAGACCUAGAACUCACAGUGGGAGCAGCGGGGGGAGCGGCAGUCGCGAGAACAGCGGGAGCAGCAGCAGUGCGGGCAUUCCCUUGGCCGUGCCUACGCCCUCUCCACCCACCAUGGCACCAGUACCGUCCAUGUCCGCCCCCACGGGGGCCCCUCCACCCCCGCCCCCCCCUCCUCCACCCCCGCUCCCCGGACAGGGCCCCCCCGUGGCCCCGGCUGCGAUAGCAGUGGCCCCGGGGCCCGGCCCUGGCCCCAUCCCCAUGUCCCAGUUCGGCACGCUGUCUCGGCAGAUCUCCCGGCACAAUUCCACCACCUCCUCGGUCUCCAUGGUUUCGGCCACGGGGACGUACAGACGGGCCCCAUCCGUCACCUCACAGUUCUCAGUCCAGCAACCGCACGUUAACGGCGGCCCCCAGGCAUUCCCCCAGAACUCAAUGUCUAUCGCACCCCCUCCUCCCCCCAUGCCUCAGCUGACUCCACAGAUACCACUCACAGGCUUUGUGGCCAGGGUGCAGGAGAACAUCGCCGACACCCCCAGCCCCCCGCCCCCUCCUCCCCCGGACGACAUCCCGUUGUUCGACGAAUCCCCGCCGCCACCCCCUCCGCCGCCGGUUGACUACGAAGACGAGGAGGCGGCCAUCGUCAGCUACAACGACCCUUAUGCGGACAGCGACCCGCAGUGGGCCCCCAAGACGUACACUGAGAAAGUGGUGGCCAUAUAUGACUACACCAAGGACAAGGACGACGAGUUGUCUUUUAUGGAAGGGUCAAUCAUCUAUAUCAUCAAGAAGAACGACGACGGCUGGUUUGAGGGCAUCUGCAACGGCGUCACUGGCCUCUUUCCCGGAAACUAUGUGGAGUCCAUCAUGCACUAUGCCGACUAAAGGCACCCCUUUUGUUCGGUCAUCCCUAGACCAUUAUAAAAACAUAAAACUGGUCUGCAAAAGCAUAUAUAAGUGCAUUAGGAUAUGACAGAAUGUUUGUUCUUUAUUGAAUGGCAAAUAAAAAAAAUAAUCUAUUUACUUUUUAUGGUGGGGAGAUUGUGGGAUAUAAUGCAUUACUCUGAUGAGGUCCAAUGGCUUGGUUCAUAACACGCUCGUGUCUGACAGUGCUAUGAUUUAAUUGUAUAUAAUGUUGAGUUGUUGGUAGUGUUACUGUUAAUAUUGAUCAGUGUUCCGAGCAGCAGGUGCCACAAGUGAACAAGUUAAAGCAGGAAUUAUGUUUUAUUAUCAGUCAGGUUCUAAAUUGUGCCAUUUUUCCCUACCUUUCUUACUCUGAAGACACAAGACCAAUUAAUGCAUUUUGGAUCCUGAAUGCAAACUAAACUGCUUGCCAGAAUUGCAGACUUUUUAGAACAGCGUUUCCUGGCUACUCAUAAUUCCUGAAAUGUAGUUAAACCUUGCCGUAAAGCAUGCACACAAAGAACUGUAUUUGUAACCUAUACUGUUAAUUCCAUUAUGCUUCCAGUAUAUUGUAAUAUUUACAGUGAGCACUCAAAAUUUGUUUUUUUGAAUGAGAAGUCUGAAGCAUUUGUGGACUUGAUUUCUUGAGUCUUAUUUUGUUCUGAAAUUCCCUAAUUUGUAUUUAAGACAUUUGAUAUCAUUAAAUUUACAUGAUGAAUUUUUACAUCGAGUUAUAUAUGUAAAGCUAGGCUGCUUUUGUUGGUAAGGUGUCUCAGAAGUCUGGAACUCUUGCCUUUGCUUGAUACUGGUGUUGAAACUGUUUAAAUGGCCAUUCAUUACAAAUACCAAACCUCAAGUCAUUAAAAUUUCUGUGGAAAAAAAAAACAUGCUUCUUAAAAAUGCCAAUUGAUUUGAUAUUCUGUGUUGUGUUAAUGAGCUCUAGAUCAAACAUGGAUAUUGUUGAUGUUGCCCACGUGCUCGUUUGGGUUAUAAGAAUUUCUCAUCUGUCACCUAAAAAGCCAUACGAGUAUUCCAUUUUAAAAAUUGUAAUGAAAACCAAUACAACGUAUUCCUCUUCCUGAGAAGGAGAACAAGGGACUUCCUGUCAAGGAAUUGGUUCAUUGAAAAAGUAACAUUACUCCAUUAAUUGUCUGGGUUCAUAACUCCUGUCUAGUAAUCACCUUUGUUAUUAAACGUCCACUGGAACAGAGCAAGGCAGUAUCAUCUUGUCAUCUCUUAGUUUUGUACAUUUUCUACAUUUUCUAAUGUAUGAACAUAAGUUUGAAACUUACCAGUAAACCUACUUGCGAAGGAAGUCAUUCCUUUAGUUUUUCCUCUUCUGGAAAAAUCCAUCAGGCCAAAACUGACCAUGCUUACAGUAUAUUGAUCACCAAUGUGUGUUACAGGAUAUUGCAGCCAAUGCCUUGAUUCUUCUGUCCGUAUGCUUUGGUAUAUUAACUGCUGAAAAAUGCUAAAUUCUUUUUUUUUCAGGGAGAGGAAUCUAAAACUCCUCUUCCUCCCAUAAUUUGUAUAUAUAAAAGUAUGUUAAAAUGAAAUUUAUGUACAGCUUUUUUUAUAUAAUAAAUAAUUCUCCUAUAUACACAAAA